UGGAAGAUUUCUCUGUUUCUCUCUUCACACUUGUGUUUCUAAUAUUUAACAGAAUGUAUGUACAGAGAGAGCGAGUGUGUGUGUGUGUGUGAUGAUUUCCGGUGUGAUGUGAGGUGAGAGAUCAUUAAAUCGGGUUAAAUAGGCUGCUGGAUGAAGCGAUAGAGGCGCGAGGCGGCGCGAGGCUGCGCGAGGAGGAGAUCCUCCAAUCUUCCUCACACUGCCUCAUUGUGUGAGUGGGAAGCGGAGAGGCAGCGAGCACAGGGUUCCGGUGUCGGUGUCGCGUGAUGGAUAAGGGCCACACGGUGAAGCUCUUCGUGGGGAACCUGGCCCUGGACACCACGCAAGAAGAACUGUCUGCCAUUUUCGAGUCCUAUGGCCAAGUGGUCAGCUGCAGCGUCCUUAGGCAGUUUGCCUUUGUCCACUUGCAGGGAGAGGGUGCCGCCGAACGCGCCAUACGGGAGCUCAACGGCCGGGAGUUCAAAGGUCGUAACCUGGUGGUGGAAGAGUCCCGGGGACGGCCGCUCCACUCCACCAAAGUGUUUGUGGGUAAUCUGAGUGGCAUGUGCACCACAGAAGACCUGAAGGAGCUUUUUCAGACUUUUGGGAAGGUCCUGGAGUGUGACAAAGUUAAAGCCUGGCACUCUUCUUCCACAGGCUAUGCCUUUGUGCACAUGGAGAACAAGGAGGACGCGCUACAAGCCAUUGAAGCCUUGCACGGCACCUCAUUCAAGGGCCGUCCACUUUCUGUGGAGUUGUCCAAAGUCCAGCCCAGCAAGCAGACGCCGACUGGAAAGAUCCCUUGCGUUAGUUGUGGUAAACAGGGUCACUAUGCUGGCGAGUGUCCCACUGGGAAACCUGCUCUGGAGCAGUACCAGAGUCAAGCAGCAGUGCUAGCAGCUGCUGCUGCUGCUGCUGCAGGACUUCCACUUCAGGUACAGCAGAGUGUCCACAACUCGGUCUACAACACCACAACCUUCGACCCCACCUAUGCUGCUUUGACUGGCCUCACUGCUGCUGGAGCGAGAGCUGAAGGAGCAGCCGCUGUUGCACCUGCUGUAUAUGGGGCGCUAGCUAACCAAGUUUACGGAACAGUCGCUAACCAGCUCUAUGGAGGCACAAUGGCUAAUCAGGCUCUCAACACUGGGGCCACUGCAGCUGCUGCACAGGUCUAUGGCUCUCUUAACCCUGCCUUGUAUGGCCAGGUGACAAGUGGAAGUGUUGCAGCUGCUGCAGCCGCCGCUGCUGCCUACGGGCCACAGGUUUACACACCUGCAGUGGCCAACCCUGUGUUUUUAGCUGCAGCGCCUAGCAUGGAAGUACCUGCAGCUGCUGCUGCGGCCGCCGCUGCUGUUAACCCAGCCUACACGGUAGCUUCAGCCAUCUAUACAGCCAGCCCAGCUUACAGCGCCUUGGGAGCGGCUGACCCGACAGCCAUCUUUGAAGCAGCAAGGGCUCAGUACUUUGCACAGGGACAGCAGGUGCUAGCAGAGCAGCAGCCAGCUACUACAAAAUCUGGGGAAAGGGACAGGAGCCCGCUCAGAAGAUCAGCACCUCUGCUGCCUGACCCAGUUAUGAAGCCCUUCAUGUACCAGAGGGCAAAGCGCAGAGCGCUACUGCCUACUCCUGCAGGCCGGGAAGAGGCCACGGCCCAGGAAGAAGAUGCCGUUGCCAGGUACUAUGCAGAGUACUAUCAGCAGUACCAGCAGCUCGCCCAGUACCCACAGUACCCCACAGUUCAUUAUCCAGCCCCGAGCGCACUGGCGGCGAUGCCUGCCAUCCCCACGCUGUCUGCCGUUCCUGCCGCACUCGACCCACUCAGGCCAGUGCUGCCCGCCGCCCCCGUGCCUGCCGCUGCCGCCAUCGCCGUGGCAACUUCCCGCGUGUAUGAGCCGCCGCCGAUUCCGCCGUCGCGCAAGGAGCCCCUCCUGCGCCGCUCCGAACUCGCCCUGCACCCUCCCGAAACGCCCUUCCGAUAGUGUGCACUUCCUCCCACUGUCCCCCCUUCUCUCCUUGCGCCAUGUCUCUGACUGUGUGUGUGUUGUGUGUGGAUGGAGUAUGUCUGUGGUUUCUGUAAGUGGGUGAGAAGUCUCUGUGUGUGUGUGUGUGUGUGUGUGUGUGUGUGUGUGUGUGUGUGUGUGUGUGUGUGUGUGUGUGUGUGUGUGUCUGUGUGUGUGUUUGUCUGGGUGCCUUGGCUUUUAAGGACUGGAAUAUCUGACCUUGGUCCUGAUCACACAUCCGGUGUAGCAAGUCAGGGUUAGGAAAGGGAAAGUGCACACUUUUCUUCAUACACAACCUACAAUGUAACAUUUAAAAUCUCAAACCUUAAACCUGUAGACAGCUUUAAGGUGUAGGCUAAACUAUUAGCCAUGUGAUGUUUUAUGUGUGUGUUUUUUUUGUUGUUUUUUUGUUUUUAAAAUAUAUUAGCCUAUGAAUGAUCCUGUACUUGAGAUUUUUAAGAUUUGCUUGAAAUAAUUAGAGGAACUAUAAACCAGUUUACAUAUGUCUGUACAUAAAUAUAUAAACACACAUAUUAAUUAGAUGUCGAUACAUUUUUAAUGAAUGUAUGUUUACUCCCCGAGGUGUGUGAAGUGCAGGACCAGGGUUUGACACUGUUUUUAUGUGUGCGCGCGUGUGUGUGUUUGUCCUUUGUGUCUUCGAGACAGUGUAUGUGUGUUGACGUCAGUUGCGUUGGUUGCAAUGACAGAAUGACAGGCACACACAUGGAUCAACACACACAUGCAUUUAGGGAAACUGCCUUGAUCUUCUACCACAGUACAUACACACGGCCUUCACAUCCUGAGGGGAAAAAAGUAAAUGAUCAGUGAUAACGUGUAUCACUCCUCCCCAUCCCACAUCACCCAUCCUGAAAGCUGAAAGACACUGUGAAUCCUCUCUGCUUUUAUUUGUUUUAAUGUAGCUACACCAAUCAGCACGGUGAGAAACAGGGAAUAGCCUAAUUUGGGAAAGAUAAGAUGGCUAGAUGUGCCAUUAGCUGGGAUCGGUCCUUUAGCAUGUUUAGGCUGAUUGGACCUUCAUUCAUUGACGUAACUGCCAUUUUGCAUAGUAGAGGCAUUUUGGAAGUAUCUUAUUGAUGAUUAUCAUGUUUUUUAUGAAAUGUACUAAAUGGGACUCAAGCAUCUUUUAAAAAAAAAAAAAAAAAAAAAAAAAAGUCUCCAUAAUCUUUGUUUACAGCCAUGAAUGAGAAGUAGCUUUUUACAGAAUGAACAUGUUUAUAGCCAAAAUCUCUCUCUUUUUUUUCUUUUAACUCAGUGGCUUAUUAUUCUUAUGCCUUAUGCCUAGAGAAAUGUAUAAAAGUGUGCUAUUUUUUGAUUGUAGUCUUAAAAUGUGAAACUAGAUGGAAGCCAGCACAACGAGAGUGCUAUAUGUGGUGUGGAAUUAAAAGAAAUGGGAGAUCAGUUUCUUUCAGUCUUCUUUCCCAUUCGCUGUACAAUAUCACUAGACUGCCCCUCAUCUAUCCUCCAUCUCUCUCCAUCUUUCUUUGCAUCUGUCUUUAACUGUGUGCCAUCAUUAUCAUCAUCAUCAUCUACCUUACACAUACCUACACAAUGAAGAGACCAGUGUUAAUGGGAAUGUCUAAGAAAAUGUCUUCAUUUGUGUAGUUUGUAUGUACGAAUAUUAUGGAAUAUUAAGGGUCUAUGCAUGGGCUUUAGAAAAAAAAUAUAGUGUAACCAAGUAUAUAAUAAAAAUGUUUGAUCCUUAUGAAAGUAAAGGGAGAAAAGUUUUUGGGUUUUGUUUUACCAUUUUUCUUUUUUGUUGAUGUUUCAUGAUUGUUUUUCUUCUGUGAAACGACCAGACUCAAAUGAAUGGGAGCCUUGAGAGGAAGUGAAAGGACUAGAGACUGCCCCCUGUCCCUCUCGGUUUCUGUGGAUGGGGUAAGUUGGGGGUGACCCUCGCUCUGUCCCCUUAGCUUUACCAGCCCCAAAGGAGCUGCUCUACACAACGCUGCACCCUUUGAGUAAAUAACUACCCAGCGCCACCCUCCUAAAACCUCCACAAUGCGAGUUUGCUACACUGGCCGAUGUUUAGUUGCUUUUUGGGAGAACACUGGUUUGGAGAUGUGGUGAAGCUUUGUGUGUACCACUUAAAUAUUGUGCAAUGGCUCUCGGAGACCUUGUACCUGACAGGGUACUUGAGAGGGUCUUGAGAGUUGUUCAGCUGACGCUUUGGUUUCUGUGAUGUGUUGGAUGUUGUGCAUGUUAUAUUUUGCUUUUUUUAUUCCAAAACCCAAGAGCGAAACUUUCUGACUCCGCUGUCCCAACUGAACUAGGUCCCCCAAAGGAACUGUGGACGCCGUUGGUGGGGUGAGGACAGUUAGCGUCGCGCAAUGCACAGGAAGCUCUCUCUGACUCCAUGCAGGUAAAAAGCACUGUGCUUCGCCCCACCCCCCUUCCUCUCGUCCACCUGAUAGCGCCUGCGCCUGUACUGAACACCUGCUCUUCUCCCCCACUACCCCACCUCCCCCUCUAGUCUCCACUCCUCUGUCAACAUCACCACAGCCAAUGGGGAUCCUUCAUGGGCCCAAGUUACGCCACAAUAUUUUGCUGAAAGAAAACACUGACAGGUUUUGCUUCGCAGCUUGAGUGACAGCAGGGGCUAACAGUUUGCUGCUGCUUCUGUUGGGCUGAUAUUCAUGUUGCUGCGAGUGAAGGGUGAAUGUGGUAGUGCCAUGAAGAUUGGGUGAAUGUUAGCAGUUAUAGCUGAUGAGUAAGUGAGUGUGUGAAGUGGUGGAGUGACUGGUUGAAGCUGUUGCUAUAGUGAAGAGUGCUUGGGUGUUGGUCUGUUCAGCGUCUUGAGGCUUGGCAGAUGUGGACUUUGCUCAAGAUCCCCACUUAGUAUAUCGCCGAUCUCGCUUGUCCCCCAACUCUUCCUUUACACCCUCCCUUUUUUUCCACCCGGCCCCCUUCCUCCCCCAGACCUUCCUGAAGUUUGUUCGCCGUACACACACAGCUUGCCGCCGUCCUCGUCGCCUUCCCAAAACCGGCUCUUUUGAGUUUGUUCGGUGUUACGCACUUGCUGCCUAACCGCCUGAACGCACCCCUGAAACUUCCCCUUUGCUGGACAUGCUCUGCCAGGCACUUAAACUGAUAGUCCUCCCUAAAGCAACAUCAGACUCUGCAACUAGAGCUUCAGACAAAAACGAUAUAUGGUUUUGCCCUCCCAUCGAGAGAUCACAAGUUUGAUCCCCCAGCCUUCCAUGGCCAAAAGUCAUAAUUGGACCAGUGUGGCUGCAGGAUUUCAAUCCAGCGAAGCAGGAGCCACACCUGAUCCUUGACUGAAGUCAAGGAUCAGGUGAAUAAACAAGAGGAAUCUGUGGCAUCUGCUUGUUUGGAAUGAAAAGCCUGCAGACACACCAUCCCUUUGCUGAUAAGAUUGGACACCCCCCUGCUCUAAGGGGACUAAACAAAGAACCUUCUUGGUUGACCCUUUCUCUACAAGUAUACUAUGUUAAUCAAAGCAACAGUAGCUGUAUCAUGGGUCAAACGUCUGUUGAAUCAUGGAUGCAGAAGAGAGUUCUUCAUUGUGAGUUCUGCCUUCUCAUGCUGCAUGAGCAGGAGUUCAAAAAGUUCUGGUGGCUUCAUGUGGCUCACAUCACCUAUAUAUUUUUGUCUAGAGCUCUAGUUACUGAUUCUGAGAUUUUGGGUGGAAAAUCACUUUAACGCCCUCCUGUAGGGCUCGUAGUUUAAAUCCUAUGAUUACACAUUGACAGUCGAAAGCCACCCUUCACCCCUAGAGGGUGUGUUAGUGUCAGAUUUUGUUCCAGAAGACCUAAUCUAAUCCAGUAGACAUGAAUUAGGUAAGUCAGGUCUCCCUUUUAUGGGUAAAACUGGAACAAAAGGCACUUCCUGUAGAUCAGCUCUUUCGCAGGUGUCAUUAACUGUCUUCAAGUAAUAUCCACCGAAAGUAUACACCAGAUGUUGAGUUUAUUGAUGAACACAUAAAAGGGACAUGAGUGGGACUCCAGGUGUAUACGAGUGCAACGUCUGGUGAAUACUGACUUGAAGAUUAGUGAAUCUGGUUGACGCCAAAUGUCAUUUGUUUGAGGGUGUGCCUACUUUCAACCCACUUCCUCUAAACUCCUUUUGAAGUGUUGUAACUUUUUGCACCGAGUCUUGUUUGAGUUUUCAGCUGACACUGAGGACAUCUCAAAAUAAGAACACUGAUCUUUUGACCAGCUUCUGACCCUGUCUGUCAUUACAGUUGUGUUUCAUAGAAUGUUGCUUGCCCUAUACGAUUAGAAAAAUGGGUUUCUCAAGGGUUCUUUGCAUGGUUAAGGGUUCUAGCUUCUGAAAUUUUCCUUUAAAAUUUUCCUGAAAGGGAGAUCCUCUGUUGUAGGGUUCUGCCUAGGCUAUGUUCACAUCACCAGUUUCACUGCACACUUGCAAUUUUUUUGCUCAGAUUGGAUCUGUCUAUGAUCUGUCUAUGAUCUGUCUAUCUUGAUGGUUCACAUCCAUAACCACAAGUGACACACCUGUCACCUGAAACAUCCUGCAUGCCCACAUCAAUUUCUUGGAUCACUACAUUAUCAUGUAGUGGGUUUGGUAAGUUCCAGUUUUGUUUGAAUCGUUUGCCCAAAUAUCAUGUCCAUUACCAAUUUCCCCAUUCUUCCACUGGAUGAUGACUACAAUGACAUGAAUUCCCAUCUGACUGUUCUUAUUGCCGCAGAUCUAUGUCAAAGUAAGGUGGAAAAUCUGGUUUGUGUCACUUCAACCUGGUAAUGUGAAUAGCCAUAGAACGCUUGAGGUUUUCCCUAGACAGGCAUACUGAGAAAACCUUAAGGGGACUCGAUGGAACCUUUUUUUAUUCUAAGAGUAUAUAUGCACACUCCUUCUAUGAGAAAAAUGUUUAGCACAGACCAGUGUGAGGUCAGCUGUGAAGACCUUAAACCCUUCAUGUGGAAAGAUAAAACCUUCACAAACAUAAACCACCUGUAGGUCCAAUUACCAUUUUGGGGCUGUGACUUUCUCAUAGUGAUGCAUUCAUACAUGCACACACACACUCACUUGUGCUGUGUCAUAGAAUUUCAAACAGCUGAGUUGAUGGGAAAACUGGCCCUGAAUCUACCUGCCACUUGAGAAAGGAUAUACAGGCAGUUCAUCCUUUAAAAAUGGGGGCUAGAUCAGGGAUAUUAACCCACAAUUUGUAAAGAUCCAGUUACAUAAAAUUCCUUGCAAGCAAAGGUCAGGAUAAGCAAAUAACAUGACUGAAAUGUGACACCAAUGCUUAACCAUUAGUGAGUAGUUCACGGCUAUAAAUAAGAAAAAUCUAUUUAUCUAUCUAGUCGUUUUUUUUUUUUUAAUAAAACAAUCCAUGUUGUCACUCUACUAAUCAGACAAGAGAGAGUUCAAUUUAAAAAAAUCUAUGGAAUACUAUGAAAUCCCUUUCUUGAUAAAUAAUUUACAUAAAUGCAUGUGAUUGGCUGCGGCAAUCGUGUUCGUGUUUAAAAAAAAAAAAAAGAGUCACGCUACUAUGACUAUUUUUUUUAUUUCAUACAUUGGUCAAUACUGCUACAGCUUUUUUUUGAGUGUUCGGCCCUCUGAAAUACUUCCGGACCACAGCCUGCUAGUUGAUGACCCGUGGGUUAAUGGCUUUUUGGUUUGUCCCACUUGGUAACCACUUAAAGUUCUAUAUAGAACCCUAUACAUGUGGGUUUGCCCUUUUACAAAACAUUUCAAACACAAGUACCCUUCAAGUACCCUUAAGAAUCCUAGAACCAUCAACCUAUCUAAAGAAUCCAUGAGAAACCCUUUUCCUAUAAGAGUGCAGAGAGAAGAAAAUAAAGGUGAGUAUUCUGUAGCAUAUGAUGAAAUGUCUCACAGAAUAGGAGAUCUGUGCUUACUGAGGAAAAUAAGUGUUUCUGUGGAACGUUCCUAGAGAGUGAAGUUGACACCGACCUCUGACAGCAGUCUUAAUGUUUCCUACACACUAUACCAGAGGCUCUUUGCUUAGCUUGAUGUUCUCUAACAGCUAAAAGGCUGCCCCCUACUUUUCUCCUUUUACUCUUGGUGUGCACAUUAUCACACAGCACUGCCUGUGGUAGCAUUUUCUUUAGCCAUUGCUUUAAGAAAUCCCUUUUUGCCCAUUUAUCUACCUACUUCUAACUUUUUGUACAUUUUUUCCUACCAAUUCAUCUUCUUUUCAAAUAUGAUCUUUUUUGGUGACAAUAAACAAAGCAGUUUUUGUCACAGGGAUUAUGUGUGUUGCCCAUAAUUAUACCGCUUUGGAGAUGGUGGGGUAAAUGCAUGCUCUAUAAUAAUGUUAACUGCACAAACUUGGUAACUGGAUAAAUGUAAUUACUGUUCUACAUCAGCUUAUGCAUACACACAAUGUGUUGUCGCAUGCAAACCUAUAAUAAACUAGUCCUAUAAGAGAA
Pangasianodon hypophthalmus (striped catfish) is the source of this 8392-nucleotide messenger RNA. It is a transcript of the gene rbm14b, whose product is annotated as RNA binding motif protein 14b. Bases 285 to 1976 code for a protein of 563 amino acids. Gene Ontology annotation, molecular function: mRNA binding; zinc ion binding. The record is from RefSeq and is a predicted model, not a curated record. The transcript has 4 exons. NCBI's taxonomy places the organism in Eukaryota, Metazoa, Chordata, Actinopteri, Siluriformes, Pangasiidae. Gene Ontology annotation, cellular component: cytosol.